Messenger RNA from Saccostrea cuccullata (small rock oyster), 684 nucleotides. Its product is annotated as C-type lectin domain family 17, member A-like. The transcript is spliced from 4 exons. Gene Ontology annotation, molecular function: signaling receptor activity. The record is from RefSeq and is a predicted model, not a curated record. Bases 88 to 672 code for a protein of 194 amino acids. NCBI's taxonomy places the organism in Eukaryota, Metazoa, Mollusca, Bivalvia, Ostreida, Ostreidae.
AUUUUUAAGCGCAAUUCUUCAUUUGACCAUAAAACACCAAACAAAACAGAAUUAUGUAUUACAACUGUAGAAGGAAUCGAUCAGUCGAUGUGUUUUUACAUGUGCUUAAGACAUUUACCUAAAUGCGUGAGUCUUUUGUACAGCGGAAAUUUUACAUUCUGUAAUCUUUUGACACUUCAUCUGAGUGACAAAAUUCUGAGUUUAACAAGCAACACCUCAGACGAAGGGCGGUGGGAAUACUGGGCAAAUGUUCGAGCUUGUGAUGAAGGCUGGGUUCCUUUCAACGGUCAUUGUUAUUAUCUCGACGAAAGAGAAGCAACUUGGGAUGAGGCAGUGGCUCAAUGUGAACAGAGAACCUCGUACUUGAUAGAAAUGAAUUCCGACUUAGAAAGUAUUUGGAUCACAGAGUCAUUUCUUUUGCCUGUAACUGGUGUUGAAGCAAUAUGUCCUCACUUCUUCAGCUGUUCAGUUUGGGUUGGUGCAAGAAGUGAAUUGCCUCCGGACGAAUUUCUAUGGAAACAAAGCGAAAUGGAAGUUGUGUUUCCUCAAUGGGCGCCAAACCAACCUAACAGCGGUGGUGGUGUCCCUGCAUGCAUCGUUCUUCAGAGAGACGGGACCGGAAAUGACAUGUAUUGUACGAAGACAUUCCAGUUCAUCUGUGAGAAAGAGUAAUACUGUCCAAGA